UGUGGACAUUGGAAGUGUCGGUUCGCUUUGCUUCCAUCGUCAGAGUUUACCCGCUUCAUUUUAACUUGCCACAUCAACAGGCACUCCUGUUUUAGACUCCUCUCCCAGGGCAGGCCUGGUAGGGGAAGGAGGACUCCGCCGCUAACAGGAGGAAGGAGGAGCCAGAAUGGACGACAUCUUUACUCAGUGCCGGGAGGGCAACGCUGUGGCCGUCCGCUUGUGGUUGGACAACACUGAAAAUGACCUCAACCAGGGAGAUGACCACGGUUUCAGCCCGCUCCACUGGGCGUGUCGUGAAGGGCGGUCCGGCGUGGUGGACAUGCUCAUCAUGAGGGGGGCGCGGAUCAAUGUCAUGAACCGCGGAGAUGACACACCCCUGCAUCUUGCCGCCAGCCACGGCCACCGGGAUAUCCUGGGCAAGCUGAUCCAGUGCAAAGCAGACACCAACGCUGCUAAUGAACACGGUAACACCCCUCUUCACUACGCCUGCUUCUGGGGCCACGACCUGGUUGCAGAGGACUUGGUUACUAACGGAGCCCAGGUUAGCAUCUGUAACAAAUAUGGUGAGACUCCCCUGGACAAGGCUAAACCACACUUGCGUGACAUUCUCAAAGAGAUGGCCGAGAAGCAAGGACAGAGCUUGACCAAAGUCCCCUUCAAAGACACCUUUUGGAAAGGGACCACCCGAACACGACCACGUAAUGGAACGCUAAACAAACACGCUGGUAUAGACUACAAACAGCUCUCAUUUGUGGCCAAGAUCAACGAAAAUCACUCUGGAGAGUUGUGGCAAGGUCGUUGGCAGGGCACUGAGGUCGUAAUCAAGAUGCUUCACAUUCGGGACUGGACGACCCGAAAGAGCCGUGACUUUAAUGAGGAGUACCCUAAACUAAGGAUCUUCUCCCAUCCCAAUGUGUUGCCCAUGCUGGGGGCAUGUCAGUCACCCCCUGCCCCUCACCCAGUCAUCAUCACGCACUGGAUGCCCUAUGGCUCGCUCUACAACGUCCUUCAUGAGGGCACCAACUUUGUGGUUGACCAGACGCAGGCUGUGAAGUUUGCUCUGGACAUUGCUUGUGGCAUGGCCUUCUUGCACACACUGGAACCCAUGAUCCCGCGCCACUAUCUCAACAGCAAGAGUGUCAUGAUUGAUGAGGAUAUGACAGCCAGGAUAAGUAUGGCAGAUGUCAAGUUCUCCUUCCAGUGCCCUGGCAGAAUGUACUCCCCCGCAUGGGUGGCUCCUGAAGCCCUGCAGAAGAAGCCAGAGGAGAUAAACCGGCGUUCAGCAGACAUGUGGAGCUUCGCCGUGUUACUUUGGGAGCUGGUUACCAGGGAGGUACCAUUUGCUGACCUCUCCAACAUGGAGAUAGGCAUGAAGGUGGCUCUGGAGGGUCUGCGGCCCACCAUCCCCCCCGGAAUCUCCCCACACAUCUGCAAACUGAUGAAGAUCUGCAUGAACGAGGAUCCGGCCAAGAGGCCCAAAUUCGACAUGAUCGUGCCUAUUCUGGAGAAGAUGCAAGACAAAUAAACGACGGCGCCCGAGCUCUCUCUCUCUCGACCCCCCCUCCCCCUUUUUUUAAACGCGUCACGCCCAAACACUGAGCUCACCAGUAUUGCCUUAAAAAAAAACACCCCACUCUCACCAAAGUGCUCUGUGUCACUGUAUUAUUCCUUGGCUGCAAAAAAAAAAAAAGAAAGGAAAAACAAAAAAAGAAGCGAACAGACAUCUACUUUUCAUGAUAUAUGAACCUUUUUAAUGCCGUGUUCUCCAUCUCUCCUGUGUGCAAUGAUAUGCAAGCAGAGGAUCCGGUGUGUGUAUAUGUGUGUGUGUAUUCGUAUGUACUUGCAUGAGUGUGUGUGUGUGUGUGUGUGUGAGUGCAUAGUCCACAUCUUUGGAGCAUGGUGUUCUGAUUUCAAGAUAUCUCUAUACAGCUAUUAAACAGAAAAUGUCAGUGAUCACGACAAUGUGACAGUGAAUGUACUGUAGCAUCCAUCAUUUUCAGCCAACCACUAGUCCUCUGUUUCAUUACAAUGGACUGUCAUCCUCACCCUCCAUUCAAGGGGCCAUACAUGACUUGGAUUGCUUUGUGCUUUUGUAGUAUUUAGCUCCAAUUUUGUGCUAUGAAAUAAAUUUUAAGGCCUUGUUUACUUGUUCUAAUCAAAAGCUGCAAAGGGACUUUUUUUUACUGAAGGAGAAAGAAAAGUUCUAGCCAUUCACCGUGUUUUAAGCACGCAGGAAAAAGAAAGUGUUUUAUUAACAUUAACAGAUAUUGUUUUAAUGCAGUAUAAGUUUGUUUCCCUCCUUUUCCUCCCCUGGCUCGUGCAACACCAUUUCAGAGUUUUUGAACUGCGGUUUUGAUAAGUACAGAUUGGUCAAACUAUUGGCUGAGGUUUUUUCUUUAGCAGAUUCUGUUACUUGUAUUAAUCUUAUUCGUGGCUCAUGGCAUGCGACCAAUAAACAGACGGUCAAAUUUUCAUCAACAUUAUGUUAGUAUAAUUGGUUUCAGAGUAAAUGUCGUUUAUGUUGGAAUUGACGGUGGUCUGUUAUAUGGAAGUGCCUAACCUCAGGGCAAAGAGACGUGGUCAUGCACCCAGUGUGGUCCGCAAAUAAAGUGUAUGCUCUAGCUGGAAACCAGACUUGCAUGAUGACUAAUGUUAUUCUCUGCAAUGACCUACUGCGUCAGCUCCUGUGCAUCGAUUGCCAUCUAUUCUGUAUUGUAAAUUUUACGAUGUCUUAAAGAUGUUUUGAUUCUGUAUAUACAGGUUUAAACACGGGAGGAUACAACAGAGAACUCAUCGCGCGCUCCAUCAUUCUCUGCAAACACUACAACCAGUAGCAUCACUUCUCUUGCUCGGCGUAUUUCCUCUGUUUCUUUAUUUCUCGCUGGUAUAUGAUGAAAUACUAAUAUUAAUAAUAAAAAAAUACAUGCUUUACACAAAUGUUGGUUAUUUAAAUAGACAUAUAUUGUUUUAUAUUUGCCCUGGGCACAGUACAAUUUUUACUUUGCUGUAGACAUGUCCCACAAAAGCAUACAGCCUUGACCUUGAAAAUUAUGUUAUCGGCGAAAAACCAUGCACAUUUGUAUUUUAUUCCUCAAAACUGACUCGCGUGUGGCAUUUGUGUUUAUCUGCCAGAAAUUUUGAAUGUUUAUUCAAAUUAUAUUAUGUGUAC
Chanos chanos (milkfish) is the source of this 3169-nucleotide messenger RNA. It is a transcript of the gene ilk, whose product is annotated as integrin-linked kinase. The record is from RefSeq and is a predicted model, not a curated record. The transcript has 13 exons. Bases 167 to 1525 code for a protein of 452 amino acids. Gene Ontology annotation, cellular component: stress fiber; focal adhesion. NCBI's taxonomy places the organism in Eukaryota, Metazoa, Chordata, Actinopteri, Gonorynchiformes, Chanidae. Gene Ontology annotation, molecular function: ATP binding; protein binding; protein serine/threonine kinase activity. Gene Ontology annotation, biological process: integrin-mediated signaling pathway; substrate adhesion-dependent cell spreading; protein phosphorylation.